Molecule: messenger RNA, 726 nt
Organism: Saprolegnia parasitica CBS 223.65
Lineage: Eukaryota; Oomycota; Saprolegniomycetes; Saprolegniales; Saprolegniaceae
Exons: 2
Coding region: 1-726 (241 amino acids)
Source: RefSeq, a predicted model, not a curated record
AUGGACAUUGCACUCCUUCUCACGUCGGACGACGGGUCGAGCGACCACUCGGGCAUCAGCGGUACACGCUCGCGCUCAUCGAGUGCUUUGCCCAAGGCUACCUGCCGGACAUUAUGCUUGGCACGUCGCUCCGCUGCUUCCUCGCCGACAAGCUCUACUGCUCGCCGAUGCGCGUCUCCAAGAAACUUGCGACCGGCCGCCUCGCCGGCGUCGCGCUCCCGGCCAAGCUCGGCCCGAUCCGGUAUGAAAAACCAGCCCGUGGACCCGGUCCAGCAAGUCGUCAAGCUCGAGCAGCUCGCCGAGGCCGAGCGCGCGUACGCGGAGCGCCUCGACGCGUACGACAUCAAGUUUACCGACCCGACGGCGGUCAUGGAGAUGCAGACCAAGACGCAGGCGCCGUACCUCACGCGCGUCGGUCUCUGGAGCCGCACCGAGCAGCUCUACGCGUGGAAGCUCAUCGAGUGCUUCAUCAAGGGCCACAUCACGCUGCCCGUCGGGACGCGUCUCCGGUCGUUCCUCGCCGAGCGCCUGCGCUGCAGCCCGAUGCGCAUCUCCAAGAAGCUCGCGACCGGCUCGAUCGCUGGCAUUCACCUGCCCAAGAAGCUCGGCACGAUGGCCUACGCGCCACCCAAGGUUCUCCACGAUAGCAGCGAUACUAUGGACGGCAAGGUCGCGGCGCUCGCCGAGCUCCACCAGCUGCGCCAAGCGUGCUUUGGCUACAACUAG